Messenger RNA from Hydatigera taeniaeformis, 309 nucleotides. NCBI's taxonomy places the organism in Eukaryota, Metazoa, Platyhelminthes, Cestoda, Cyclophyllidea, Taeniidae. The record is from the annotation of a GenBank genome assembly.
AUGGAGGUGAAUGAAGGAACAAGAAGUGGGGACAUGCGUGCCUGCUUCACUACUACUACUGCUGGUGGUGGUGGUGGUGUUGGUGGUGGUGGUGUUUUCAUUAGUUGGACCAAGUUGGAAGAGGUUGAAGACGAAGGAGGAUUGAGCACCAUCCUCACCAACAUGGCAUUGCUAACUCAAUCAACUGGACGGCAUUUUAUAUUGGACCUACUCUGUAAUGCUGCCACAGCCACACUGGAGACUAUCGUGAAUGGAACGGAACACUGCAACAGUGAUUUCUCGCAUGUCUACAUGCGUUGUCCUCCGUAA